GGGAAGGGAGGGCAGGGGGCGGACUACACCUCCCGCCGGCCCCGCGGCAGCGCGGCGCUACCUGUCCCGGCAGGUGAGCGCCCGACGGGGCUCCUUCCUCGGGCCUGCGGCUCCUCCUCCUCCCCGCCCCGCCGCAGGCCCGCCCGGCAGCCGCGAUGCCGUUCCCCAGCUCCGGCGCGGACGAAGCCUUCGACUACCUCUUCAAGAUCAUCCUGAUCGGCGACUCCAACGUGGGGAAGACGUGCGUGGUGCACCGCUUCAAGACAGGGCAGUACAACGAGAAGCAGCAGAACACCAUCGGCGUCGACUUCACCGUUCGCUCGAUGGAUAUCGACGGCAAGAAAGUGAAGAUCCAAGUGUGGGACACAGCCGGUCAAGAGCGCUUCCGGACAAUAACCCAGUCUUAUUACAGGAGUGCCCACGGGGCCAUCCUUGCCUAUGACCUUACUAGGAGGUCCACAUUUGAAUCCAUUCCUCAUUGGAUUCAUGAAAUUGAAAAGUAUGGUGCUGCAAACUUGGUCAUGAUGUUAAUUGGGAACAAAUCGGAUUCUCUGGACAAGCGCCAAGUGCUGUUUGAAGAUGCCUGCACCCUGGCAGAGAAGCACGGGCUCUUGGCUGUGCUGGAAACAUCAGCAAAAGAAGCUCAAAACAUAGAAGAGGUGUUCACAUUAAUGGCUAAGGAGCUGAUAGCCCGAAAUACCUUACAGCUUCAUGGGGAGAACCCUCCAAACAGCUUCAGUCUUGACUCCAGGCCAGUGAUUGCCAGUCCAAGUGUGGAGAAGACCCAGUGCUCCUGUUGAAGAGAGAUUUCAAGAAGAACUUGGAAACUGCCAUUCUUCUGAGGCUGUUUGUUUCAGUUUUGUUCAGUUGAUGAAAGUGUUCUAUGUGGCCUCAAGCCAUCUCUCUUGAUAUUUCUACCUUGCAGUUUGGCUUGUGAGUAUUUCCAGAGAUCAUUGUUGCUGUUGGUAGCACAGGUUGCUUUGAACGUAGCAAUGUGAACUUCCGAGAUGAGAGGACUCAGGAAGCUGCCAGCCCUUGCCUUAACCAAAGAGAACUAUAAAAAUCAUUGCCUUUAAUUAUUUCCUUACAUGUCUUUCUGGCUGAGUCAGAAGAUAAAUUUGCACCAGAGUUCUGCACUGACCCUUCUAAGCUGUGUUGCUGGUUUUUAAGUACAAGCACUUUCCUCUCUGCCAGUAGCUGUAAAAAGUCUGACACUUGCUUGGACAGCACUAACCCACUCCUGCCUAAACUUUCAUUUAAGGACUCUCCUGAUGUCAGGCAGGUAGCCACUCAUCCCAAGGAGCUUAAUAACAUUUGUGAAAGAGUGCAGGAUUUCACAUCUGCCCUGAGUUCCUCACCAGACAAACCUGGAGUGGCAUAGCAGCCAGAAUAUGAUACACUUGUUCCUGGGGUGAGAAAAGUUGCCUUUCACUUUGCUUUGUAAUAGUCAGGAUUGUUUCCAGCACUGAUCUCCAUCUUGCUACAUGGACUUGCUGGCAAGCAGCAAAGCUUCCAGUGAAAGGCCCUUUUUUUUUUCAUUUUUCAACCUCAGCUUGCUUUUGAUGUGCUGAUAUUAACCAAAAGCCUUCUGUAGCUUGUGUGAUGGGCCAAUGGCAGCUUGAGAGUAUCCUUGUAGAUUUUCAAGGGGGUGUGAAGGAUGGAUGCAACUCCUGUAAAACUCAGCAAGGGGUGAGAUGGUUUAAAUUAGGUAUAAAAUUAAAAAUUUAGAUUGUGUUAGAGCAGUAAGGCAAUGGUAUGGAGUGCACCAGAGAGCUGCCCGAGGUGAGUAUGUCUGCUGCUGCUGUGGAGACUGAACAUGGUGGUAGCAGUGGAAGGUUUUGGAUUGCUCCUCCCAAUUGCAAACUCUGCUACUUGGGGCUUGCUUUUCUGUAUACUUGAAUUGGUUUGAGCUGGGUUUUUUUGGUGAGGGUUUUGAGGUUUUUUUGAGUUUUUUUUCUGUUGUUUGCAAGUUUUUUUCCCAGUAGAUGGAAACAGGGAAGGAGGAGGAGGAUGAAAGAAAAAUCAGAGGAGUUUUUUUUGACUGCAGUCCACAUGUACCAAAGUGUAUCACUUAGUUGCUGUUAAGCUAUGAACUACAACUCAAAGUCUGCAAUGAUAAAACACAGUUUGUGUUACAUGUAAAGCAGCCUUGGGAAUGCUGGGGCGUUGCCAGCUUACCCAAUGGCUGGUUGCCCCUGUUUCCUAAGUCCUUGAAAAAUAGGGAAAAACAUGUAGCAAGUAUUGCUGGAAAAUAUUGUCUGAGAAGCACAAAAAAAUAAAGGAGAAUGAAUCAUUAAA
Parus major (Great Tit) is the source of this 2298-nucleotide messenger RNA. RefSeq names its product RAB19, member RAS oncogene family (gene RAB19). Bases 156 to 800 code for a protein of 214 amino acids. Gene Ontology annotation, molecular function: GTPase activity; GTP binding. Lineage: Eukaryota; Metazoa; Chordata; Aves; Passeriformes; Paridae. The record is from RefSeq and is a predicted model, not a curated record. The transcript has 3 exons.